Molecule: messenger RNA, 2728 nt
Organism: Drosophila biarmipes
Lineage: Eukaryota; Metazoa; Arthropoda; Insecta; Diptera; Drosophilidae
Product: transcription factor SPT20 homolog
Exons: 4
Coding region: 175-1650 (491 amino acids)
Source: RefSeq, a predicted model, not a curated record
GCAGCCCUGACCAACUCUAAUGUGCCGGAAUGUCAAUCAAAUGAAAACAAAAAAGCGGCGUGAGAAAAACUGAAAAGAACGGGCAGCCAGCGCCAACUCGCACCUUAAUUUCGAUGCAUUGAACGGAAACGGCGACCCGGAAGCAGGAGCCCCAGGAUUACGGACACGGCAGCCAUGGAAACGGCCAGGAUGGAGACGGCGAUGGAGACCCAUUUUAUGGCCAAAAUGGGGAAGUGGAUGACCCCCGAGGAGGAGGCGCGGCAAAAGUUCAUCAUGCGGGAGCGGGAUCGCGAGCGGAAGCGGAUAAAGCGCAUGAAUCCGGAGUACCGGCAGAUGGAACGCGAACGGGAUCGGUUUCGCAAGCUGACGCCCAGGCCCAGUCUGAUGACCCCCGAGGAGGAGGCGCGCCACAAGUUCAUCAUGCGAGAGCGGGAUCGCGAGAGGAAGCGGAUCAAGCGCCUCAAUCCCGAGUACCGGCGAAUGGAACGCGAGCGCGAUCGAUUCCGCAAGAAGGCACGACGUGCUAACUUGACCCCCGAGGAGGAGCUGCGACUGAAGAUGAUCCAAAGGGAGCGGGAUCGAGAGAGGAAACGGAUCAAGCGAAUGAACCCGGAGUACAGGAGGCUGGAGCAGGAACGUGAUAGGGAUAGGAAGAAGGCGCGAAGAGCCAACGAGGCCUUCAGGCAGCUGGAGAAGCUGAGGGAUAAGAUCCGAAAGGACCGCAAGAAGGGCUUACUGGUUACGGACCCCACGCAGUUGCCGCCGGAGUUCGCAGCCAUGAUACCGCCAGUGCCUGUGGUGAAACCCGAGGUGGGUGUGCCACCAGCCCCGCCCCAAAGCCAGCAGCAGACGACGCCACUGCUGCAGCAACAGCAGCCGUUGCAGCAACAUCAGCAGGUGCCACAGCAGCAGCAUCAGCAACCUCCGCCCACGCAUCUGCAGGAGCAGCAGUUGAGUCACCAGCUGGCGCACCAACGAAACCGAAUGAUGUCCAGCCAACUCACCCAGCUGGCCACGCCCCCCGCCCAUGCCUCGCACCUGCAGCAGCUGAAUAAGUUGCAGCAACUCUACCCUCCACGGAGUUUUGGCCAUCCCGCGUUGCCCAUCGCGGGAGUGACGCUGAUGCCGCAGCUCUGCCAUCCUAUCCUGCAUCAAAACCUCAGUGCCACUCUGUACGCGGGUCCACCGAAUGGCAUCAAGCAGGAGUACGGUCAGGAUAUCUCCGCCUCGGCAAUGGCAGCAGCACAAGCGGCGGCCUUGGCAUCGCUGAGGAAUCCCCAGCAGCAGCAGCAUCAAGAUGAUUCCGAAAUGGUUAUAAACCUUGAACCCGAAAUCGUACUCCAAACCGGACCUGACUUGAAUCCCGCCCAGCCGCCGCCGCAGCAACAGCAUCAUUUCAGCGCCCAUCAGCAGCAGCAACAGCAACAACAGCAGCAGCAACAUCAUCUCCAGCAGCAGCAGCAUUGCAACAUGUUCCAGCAUAUGGCUCCCCAGGCGCACAUGCAGCACAUGCGAUCCCUGCCGCCUCCGCCCCCGCCCCCCUCGCUGAGCUUGCCACCGCUGCCGCCCCCGCCACCUGCCACGCACCAGCAACAACAGCAGCAGCAGCAACCUGCGCCGCCACAGCAACUACAACAUGCUCCGCAGUGAGAUAUUCUCGCCUGUAGUCCUAAGCUCAAUUCUCUAGCCAGCUAAACGCAUCCGAAAGUUUGAGUGCACACACGCCCGGAGUUGUGAUCUAAAUAGUUUCGUAAUUUUGAAAACCCUUAAGGAAAAGGUCAAGAACAAAAAGAUUGGUGUAUAUACAGGGCUCACAAGUAAUCAUGAAUGGAAUGGCAGCUUGUUAAGAAUAUUCUGGAAACAAUUUAAAUUAUUUUUUUGCAACCAAUUUACUUUAUUUUUGAUAUGCCACUAAAGUGCUGAUAAAUUUUAAAUCGUUUUAACUUUGAGACGUUUAAAAUCAAAGUUAUUAGCAACUCUGUACCAGCGUAUUGUUGUAUUUCAUGGUCGUUCUGACUUUAUUUAAAUAUCAACCAAUUUCUUACCAACAACCAUUGAGCAGUAUCAGCAACAUGUUCAAAUUUCAUAAACUUUGGGCGAAAGCACUUUGUGAUAAAAUGCACCCAUUGCUGAAAUGCUUCAAAUUUGUGCUAAAAAUUGUGGCCCCAUUGUAUUCUAAUUUCUCACUAAUAUUAAAUGUUGGUACAGAAUUGGUGGAUACCUAUGUGAAUUUUCUAAUGUCAAAAGUCUUUUGAACUUUUUUCCUUCCCAUGAUCGCUUACUGUUCCCAAUUUCAAUGUGGUAGUCACAACUCCCAAGGAUGUGUGCCAAUAUCUCAUACGCACACACUCGCACUGAAACACACCCAAGUUUAUUUUUGAUGUAUGUUAAGUAGACGCCAUUUAAAAAAUGCCGAUACGUAUUAUGUUGCGUUACGCAAUCCGGACUACGUUAGUUUAGUGGGCUUCCCCGUCAUAAUUUGUUUUAGGUCGUCAUCGUUUCCAGCAUUUCUCUGUUUUUUAGGUCUGUACGUAUUUUGUUUAGUCGCUAAGUGAUAGAUGAUACAAUAUGGCAAGUCUAGGAUGAUACGAUCUACAGUACGAUAUAACGAUAAUUGUAUACCUAUAUGAUAUAAUGAUAUGGUAUGGCCAGCCGCGAAAUAAUUAUUACGAAUUUAUGCGCAAAAAACGAGCGAAAUAUAAGCAGCAAACCAGAUUUGCUAAAAAUA